This is a messenger RNA of Haemonchus placei, 183 nucleotides long. Lineage: Eukaryota; Metazoa; Nematoda; Chromadorea; Rhabditida; Trichostrongylidae. The record is from the annotation of a GenBank genome assembly.
AUGGAUGUGAAUAUAAGUGUCAAAAUGGAUAGCGAGAUCUCGAAAUCCACGUGGAUGCAUUCUGUUGGUUGUUUCGAAAGCAUAUGCAAAAAUAAUCUUCUCAUGAUCAGAACACAACAGUCGAAAUUUUAUCCGUGCUACCGAGAGGGGCAGAUAAUACACAUCGAGAAGGUACUGAAGUGA